ACUCCGAGAUCUCCUGGGAGCACACGGAGCUGCAGGAGCUGGGCAGGGGAGCAGGAACAGAAAAUAAAGCACAAGAAGGGGAAGGUGACAGGGCAAGACACAGCACUGACAUCAGAGAAAGGCAGGAGACAGCAAGAAGGAAAACAGCAAAGGACUUUGGCAGGGUUUUUCUUCUUUUCCUUCAGUUUUUAAUCCUGCUUUCCGGAGGAAAAUGGGACAGCAGUUCACCAAUGCUGAAGGGGAGCAAGGAGAGAUUGAUGUUGCAGAGCUGCAGGAAUGGUAUAAGAAAUUUGUGGUGGAAUGUCCCAGUGGGACCCUCUUCAUGCACGAGUUCAAGAGGUUCUUCGGGGUCCAGGACAACCAGGAGGCAGCAGAGUAUGUGGAGAACAUGUUCAGGGCUUUUGACAAGAACGGGGAUAACACCAUUGAUUUUCUGGAAUAUGUGGCUGCCUUGAAUCUGGUUUUGCGGGGAAAGCUGGAGCACAAGCUGAGGUGGACGUUCAAGGUGUACGACAAGGAUGGGAAUGGCUGCAUAGAUAAACCCGAGCUGCUGGAAAUCGUCGAGUCUAUCUACAGGCUGAAGAAGGUGUGCUGGUCGGAGGUGGAGGACAGGACCCCGCUGCUGACCCCCGAGGAGGUGGUGGACAGGAUAUUCCAGCUGGUGGAUGAGAACGGGGACGGGCAGCUGUCUCUUGACGAGUUCAUUGAUGGAGCCAGGAAGGACAAGUGGGUGAUGAAGAUGUUGCAAAUGGAUGUGAACCCCGGGGGAUGGAUCACUGAGCAGAGGAGAAAGAGUGCUUUGUUCUGAGAGAAUUCGGCUGAAAUGGUGAUGCUGAGUCCCAAGUGCGGCCCCUCCUCUACCUGGUAGCGACUUGACUUCCCUUUUAAUUCGAUCUCAGCAUCCAGAUGAAAACCGGAGUGGUUUAAGGAGUCAUCUCUGAUGUAAAACCCGCGUGCUGAGCUCUGCUGGCACCCAGGGACUGUUUCUGGCCCGUGAAUAAGUCUUGCUGUGUGCCCGAUUCUGUGUUUGCCAGCUCUGCUUUGUGGUUACACCCCAAGGAACAAACUUCGUGCGGCAGAUGCUGAGCGGGAUUGGGGCUGGUGGCAGUGAGGGACAGAGCCAGCAGUGCUGUCCCCAGCUGUCCCCAGCCCCACAGCCAG
This is a messenger RNA of Taeniopygia guttata (zebra finch), 1161 nucleotides long. It is a transcript of the gene GUCA1B, whose product is annotated as guanylate cyclase activator 1B. NCBI's taxonomy places the organism in Eukaryota, Metazoa, Chordata, Aves, Passeriformes, Estrildidae. Gene Ontology annotation, cellular component: photoreceptor inner segment; cone photoreceptor outer segment. The record is from RefSeq and is a predicted model, not a curated record. Gene Ontology annotation, biological process: visual perception. Gene Ontology annotation, molecular function: calcium sensitive guanylate cyclase activator activity; calcium ion binding.